AUGAACCCAAUUCCUGGAACAAGACCGGGAGCGAUUCCAGGUGUGCUGCCCGUGACGCCCAGCAACAAGCGCAGCCUCGCCCACAAUGCCGUGGAGAAAGUUAUCCUCAGACUGAACAACGUCUAUGGCCUGGGCGUCACGAUUCCCAACCCAACUCUCAGCCCAUCCAAGCGAAAGCAGCUCAGCGCCAAAGACGAGCAGUUUGCGAGGUGUGACAAGAUCUGCCGCGGCAUCCAGUUUCUCUUUUACCAGCGCGGCGAAACCCUAGAGCAGGCCCUCGAGUCAUUCGACCAGGCGGCCAAAGCCGCAAGCCUGCGCUGGGUGCCCAAAUCUCGCGCCGACCCCACCACUCUUCCGUCGGUAUCGGCCCCUCCGAAGGCGCAAACCCCGGCCCAGCGGUUGAACUUGCAGUCCGUCUUGAUCAAGGUUAUCGAGAAUGUCACGGCUCAGAAGAAGCCGCCCUUGUUGCUUCCGAAGCCCGGUGGCCGAACCAACAAUGAUGGCCCUGCACCAUUUCCCACUUUGAGCGAUGAGAGCGACACCGGUUCGUCCAGGUCGCUCCCAGAAUCACCGGCAUCGCUUGGAUCGAAGCGAUCGUUCGAUAGAGACGACGAUCACGUUGGCAAGCGUUCGAGGGGACUCUCGCCCUGUCCUUCGCCGACAUCAUCCGCCUUCACCGAUGCCCUCGACAAGGUGCCAGCACGGCGACGGCUGGGCCAUCCGCCCGAGAAUUGGUCACCAGAGCGAUGCCGGCCGGCUCCCCAACGGAGGAACUCCAGUGACAGCACUCCCACCAGCAGCAGGGUCUCGAGCCUCUUCAGCAAUGGUGAACAGCAGUCGACUCAGCAGUCGACCCAGACAACGCUGGACGGUGACCUGCGGGAAGAGAACGCCUCUCUCGACUUUGCAAUUCCAGCACGCCCUGCAUCCCAGCAGUUUAAAAUUCCCGAUCGGACGUCUGCGGCCGUGAAUAGGCCGCCUAUUGAAGCGCCCGUAACCGGAACUUCUCACCAACCGCCACCUCAGUCUUCCGGUGUCUUCUCGGACAUUGACUUUCCUGACUCUAACCCGCUCGUGCUAGAUGACACCACAAUUCUGGCCCGCAGGACAGGAUUUGACAGCGUUCUGAGCAACGGCAGGCUUAGCCCCCUCGAGUCGAGGCUGCAAAACAUCUGGCCCACAUUCCCCCGCUGGCUGCAUGGUGCGCCCCUCGCUGUCGCCUGGGAAAUCACCCGCAUCUGUUUGCACUGCAAGGUCGACCUUAAUAACGACGCGCUCAAAUACGACCCAACAUGGGCAACCUCGGACAUGUUUGCGAUCUGGAGGGACCUCAGCCAGCUAGACGUCUUCCGGGGCAAGUCUUUCCCUGAGCGCCCAUCAGCCGAAGCGUUCUCCGUCGCCUUGAACUCUUGGGAGGGCCGCGGGAAUAUUGUGGUAAUGUCGGCCGCUUUGGAAUUCAAUCCCGACAAGACUGGUCCCCUGUUCUUGCUGGACAUGAAGCCGCUGAGGUUCGACGAAAGCUGCAGACUGACAAGGCGCUUCGGUCCAGACCGGUUCCUAGAGAUCCUCAUCCCAUCUCCAGCUGCGAUGAACACGCCUAGCCACCUCCAGGCCGCCCUGAAGGACGGGGGCGCAGACCAAGUCAUUCAGUGGCUGACCAAGAACCAGCAUUGCCUGGCUGGGCGACGGUGGCAGGCCUUCUACUCAAAAGACGCAGGAUACAGAAAGCCAGCAAAGGACCUUAGGCUUGGCCCAGAGGCGAAAGCCACGUUCAAAGAGAGAGUGCAUUUCUUUGCCGAGGACGGUCUGAACUUCCGCCAGGCCGAGAUCCGCUCAAGGCUCGACAUCCCGCAUGACACAGUGCAGCAACGGACACGAAUCCCAGUCAGCCUGAUGAUGGACUGGCUUCUCCAGUUGGAGCGCAACGAGGCUCAGCCGCACCUGAAGCUGUUCUCACGUAUCCAGCUGGGUUUGAGCAAGACCUUUCCGGCGCUGACGUUUGAGCCUGACCAGAUCCGCCACCAUGCGGAGGACGUCCUGUCGCCCAUCGGAAAGGUCAUGAACGACGGCAUCGGCCGCAUGUCCCGCAGCGUGGCAAGGAAGAUUCGGGAUGCCCUCGGACUGAGCGACAUACCCUCUGCCGUCCAGGGGCGCAUGGGUUCGGCAAAAGGGAUGUGGUUGAUGGAUGUGGCCGACACGGGCGACGCCGACUGGAUCGAGACAUACCCGUCUCAGCGCAAAUGGGACUGCGAUUAUGCUGACCGAUACCACAGGACGCUCGAGGUUCGGAGCGUGGCCUCUGAGUUGAAGCCGGCAGGCCUCAAUCUGCAGUUUCUGCCUGUACUGGAGGACCGAGCCAAAGACAAAAGGCAAAUGAGGCUCGUCAUAGGCAAUCGUCUCACAAACGACUUGGAAAAGCAAUUUCAGAAUCAAAAGACAGCCUUACAGCGCCCGCUCCAGUUUCGGCAAUGGGUCAGCGAGAACUCCAAUAAUCGCUCCGAGCGAGUCCGGCACGGACAAGUGCUGUUCCUGGCUGGCCUCCCGGAGAGCAAGUCGGAAAUCCUCAGUUUCCUUUUGAAUAGCGGCUUCGACCCAAAGGCCCAGAAGUACUUGCAAGACCUGGCCUGGGACCUCCAGAAGCAAAAGUGCGACAUCCUGAGAACCAAGCUGAAUAUCCGCGUCGGCCGGUCUGCGUACAUCUACAUGGUUGUCGACUUCUGGGGCGUCCUGAAGGAGAACGAGGUGCAUGUCGGGUUUUCGUCCAAAUUCCGCGACGAAGUGGACGACAUCUCGUACACUCUCUUGGCGGACUGCGACGUCCUUGUCGCCCGGUCGCCCGCCCACUUUGUGAGCGACGUACAGAAGGUCCGGGCCGUGUUCAAGCCCGAGCUGCACGCCCUCAAAGACGUCAUUGUGUUUCCCCGCAAAGGCAACAUCCCGCUCGCUGACAAGCUUUCAGGGGGUGACUACGACGGAGACAUGGCCUGGGUGUGCUGGGAUCCGGAUAUCGUUGAGAACUUUGUCAAUGCCGACGUGCCUGAGCAGCCGGACCUCUCUGCGUACCUGGGCCAGGACAAAACCUCCUUCAGGGAGCUUGUCUGCCACACCGGCUUGUCGGGCCCUGCGGCUCGCUACGAAGCCGUCUACGACAUGAUCAACAAGAGCUUCCUCUUCGCGAUGCAGCCCAACUACCUGGGCAUCUGCACCAAUUACAAGGAAAAGGCCUGCUAUCACAGCAAAAGCGUCAGCGACAAGGUCGCCGUUCUUCUUAGCACUCUCGUAGGCAAACUGGUGGAUCAGAGCAAGCAGGGCAUCAUCUUCGACAACGACAGCUGGAGCCGGCUCCGCAGGGACCAUUUCAACGGCAGAAUGGCCUUCGAUGACCCGGCAUACAAAGGCGACAUCUGGGUCGGUACCGGCGAGCCACGCCACGUCAUCGACUACCUCAAGUUUUCCAUUGCCAAGCCCGCCAUCGACCGCGAGCUGGCCUCCUUCCACAAGGUCAUGGCAGCCGAGAAGGGGUCCACGGCCGAAAGCUCCGAGAACGCGGCUCAGUUCUGGGACCGCGACCUGGUCGUCUACUACGAGGACUUCAACUCCAUCGCGGAAAAGUCCGCCUCGAGCAAGCGCUUCCUGGAAUCCCUCCGCAACUCCCUCGGCGCCGUCAAGCAGGAAUGGACGCGCGCCAUGCAGGCCCGCGACGGCGCCUACCCGGACAAGGUGAAACAGAUCUACGAGAAGUGGCUCGCCAUCGACGCUCAGUCUGUCAGCCGCACGGGCUCCAACACGCUCGAUUCUAGGAUGCUCGUGCUGCUGGAGCCGCCGGCCCUUGCCGGGCGCGGGGCGGGCGCGACGACCUACUUUUCGCUGCUCAAGGCCAGCCUCGCGUUCAAGCUGUAUCACCAUUCGAGCCCCAAAUUUGUCUGGCAGAUGGCUGGCUACCAGCUUGCGUUCAUCAAGGCGCAGGUGACCUCGGGGGUGGGAGGGAUGCCGCUGCUCCUGGUGCCGCUCAUGUAUGCGGGCCUGGGACCCGAUGGGCGGUUCGUGAAGCAGUUCGUUGCCAGACUCGAAGGGGAUGGGUCUGAGUACCCUGACCUUGAUGGCUUGGAGGACGGGGACGGUGGGGCGGAGAGGGGAGAUGACAUUGAUUGA
Messenger RNA from Parathielavia appendiculata, 4152 nucleotides. RefSeq lists its product as uncharacterized. The record is from RefSeq and is a predicted model, not a curated record. Gene Ontology annotation, cellular component: nuclear RNA-directed RNA polymerase complex. Gene Ontology annotation, molecular function: RNA-directed RNA polymerase activity. Bases 1 to 4152 code for a protein of 1383 amino acids. Gene Ontology annotation, biological process: siRNA processing. Lineage: Eukaryota; Fungi; Ascomycota; Sordariomycetes; Sordariales; Chaetomiaceae. The transcript is spliced from 2 exons.